UCCCCCGCCGCUCCCGAGCGCUGCUCCGGCUGCCCAAACUCUCUCCGCCCUCCGCGCACACGAAGUCCCGGAGCCCAGCGAUGCUCGCCCGUGGCCGUCCCGGGCCCUGCCUCGCUCUCUGCGCCUUCGGGCUGGCGCUGCUGGGGGACGUGUCCCGGGCCGUGCCCGUGGACGAGCAGGAUUAUUACCUGCAGGAAAUCACCAACAGGGAUCAUUAUUACUCCUUUCCAUAUCCUGGGGAAGAGUUCUUUCCUUUCACGGAGCAGCCCGGAGAGGAAGGACCUAUCCGUGCUGCUGAGACAGAGGAGCGCCCAGGGUUCAAACCGAGCAGGAAGGAGUUAAAACAGAAGAAAAACAACAAAAAAGGAAAACCCGUUCUUGAAACGCCACCAGAUUGCCCUCCACUUGGUCUGGAGACAUUAAAAAUUACUGACUUCCAGCUCCAUGCCUCCACAGCAAAGCGCUACGGCCUCGGGGCCCACCGAGGAAGGCUCAAUAUUCAGGCAGGUGUUAACGAAAAUGAUUUUUAUGAUGGUGCUUGGUGUGCAGGAAGAAAUGACCCCUACCAGUGGAUUGAAGUAGAUGCUCGAAGGCUGACAAAAUUCACUGGAGUCAUCACACAGGGAAGAAACUCCCUCUGGUCGAGUAACUGGGUGACCUCUUACAGAGUGUUGGUGAGCAAUGACAGCCACGCAUGGACUGCUGUCAGAAACGAAUCUGGAGAUGUGAUUUUUGAAGGGAACAGCGAGAAGGAGAUCCCAGUGCUGAACAUGCUGCCGGUGCCGCUGGUGGCGCGGUACAUCCGCAUCAACCCCCGCUCCUGGUUCCAGGAGGGCAGCAUCUGCAUGAGGCUGGAAAUCCUAGGCUGCCCCUUGCCAGACCCAAACAAUUACUACCACAGAAGAAAUGAAAUGACAACCACUGAUAAUCUGGAUUUUAAGCAUCACAACUACAAGGAGAUGAGGCAGCUGAUGAAAACUGUGAAUAAAAUGUGCCCAAAUAUCACAAGAAUCUAUAAUAUUGGAAAAAGCAACCAAGGACUGAAGCUGUAUGCAGUCGAGAUUUCUGACAACCCAGGAGAACACGAAGUUGGGGAGCCAGAAUUCCACUACAUUGCAGGAGCUCAUGGGAAUGAAGUGCUUGGACGAGAGCUAAUCCUUCUGCUAAUGCAGUUCAUGUGCCAGGAAUACCUGGCUGGGAACCCACGCAUUGUGCACCUCAUCCAGGACACCAGAAUCCACCUGCUGCCCUCAGUGAACCCUGAUGGAUAUGACAAGGCCUACAAAGCGGGUUCAGAACUGGGGGGCUGGUCCCUGGGACGCUGGACUCAGGACGGCAUUGACAUCAACAAUAACUUCCCUGACUUAAAUUCUCUGCUCUGGGAGUCAGAAGAUCAGAAGAAGAGUAAAAGAAAAGUUCCAAACCAUCACAUCCCAAUCCCUGACUGGUACCUGUCUGAAAAUGCAACUGUGGCGGUGGAGACGCGGGCGAUCAUCGCCUGGAUGGAAAAAAUCCCUUUUGUGCUGGGUGGCAACUUGCAGGGGGGAGAGCUGGUGGUGGCCUAUCCCUACGACAUGGUGAGAUCCAUGUGGAAAACCCAGGAUUACACGCCCACCCCGGACGACCACGUGUUCCGCUGGCUGGCCUAUUCCUACGCCUCCACGCACCGCCUGAUGACGGAUGCCAGGAGGAGAGCCUGCCACACCGAGGACUUCCAGAAGGAGGAUGGCACUGUCAACGGAGCCUCGUGGCACACCGUGGCUGGAAGCAUCAAUGACUUCAGCUACCUGCACACAAACUGCUUUGAGCUCUCCAUCUAUGUUGGCUGUGACAAAUAUCCCCACGAGAGCGAGCUGCCAGAGGAGUGGGAAAACAACCGCGAGUCCCUGAUUGUUUUUAUGGAACAGGUCCAUCGUGGCAUCAAAGGCAUUGUGAAAGAUGUGCAUGGAAAGGGAAUCCCAAAUGCUGUUAUUUCAGUGGAAGGUGUUAACCACGACAUUCGCACAGGAGCCGACGGGGAUUACUGGCGUCUCCUCAACCCGGGCGAGUACGUGGUGGGCGUCAAGGCCGAGGGCUACACCACCGCCACCAAGACCUGCGAGGUGGGCUACGACAUGGGGGCCACCCAGUGCGACUUCACCAUCUCCAAGACCAACCUGGCGAGGAUCAAGGAGAUCAUGAGGAAGUUUGGGAAGCAGCCCCUCGGGCUGUCGGCGCGCCGGCUGCGGCAGCGGGCGCGGCGGUGGCAGCGGCGAUAGAGCUCGGCGCCGGCUCUGCUUCUCUCAGCCUGGCUGUAGUCGUAGUGAGAGUUACAUAGCCCAUCUCUUCAUGCCUUUUUCUCUGCACGAGGCCUUUCUGUUUGUGGAGCUGGAUGGAUGCUCGGGGGGUUCUCAUUUUUGGUGGGAAAAGAAUCGGAAAUGAAGUUCAAGUCGAAGCAAAAGGAGCUCCCGGUUGAGGGGAGAGACAGGGAGAAUGGAGGAAGGUGUUUUGAGUCGAGCUGGAAUGAAAUGGUGUUGCUUUGUUGGGUUGUUCAAUCCUUUGUCAAUCUGUUUUCUUUAAAAAUUGAAGAGAGAGGAUAAAAAACAACAGCAACAAAAAAGAGAUACUUAUAAAGGAGAAGUGUUCUGAAUGAAAAAUUAAAAGACGUAUCUAAAGUAUGAAAUUGGUAUAUUUUUGCAACUCAGAACAGUUUUGACACUUUAUAUUCUAUUCUCAUAUGGGAGGAAAAGCUGAGGGGUGACAACUUUUGUUUAAUGUGAUUAAAACUUGUGUCAAAAUUGCUCUCUUUCUCUGAAAGUUCCCCUUUUGAUAAGCACUAUAUUUCAGGAAAAAUGCCUGCAGCGAAUAACCCACCUUUGCUUUCCUGCUUGGGUUGUUUAGAUUUAAGGAUGCUUUGUGCUGCCAGAGUUUAAUGCCAGGAGUGUUUUCUUGUCUGGCUUUUUAAGGCUGCAAUUUUGCUCCAUGAACUAAACCUGACCAAAAGCUUUUGGGAUCAGGAGCACUCCAGCACUGUGGUGUGGCAGUUCUUCCCUGAUGUGGGAGAAGGACCUGGACAAAGCUGUUCCUGAGGAUACAGCCAGGUGUGUCAUGUACGAGAGGAGAGGCUUAGCCACUGAGAGGUGCUGAAUUCACAAAUCCUCUGAUACCAUCUCUUUUCUUGAUUUUUGGCCUGACUUGAAGUGCCUUUUGUGCUCCUGCACUUCUCAUGCCACUGUCUUCUGUGACAUGCAAGGGGUUCUGGGUUCCUCUGCAAGCCUGCUCCUCUUGCUGCUGCUUUUCUGGCAUAAUGCCUCUUUGGGAGCAGGAGUUGUGCUUUUUUCUUGGUUUUUGAGUAGUAAAAUUGUACAGCAGGACGGGAUUGUGGUUCAAGAAAGAUGCAGAGCACAUCUAGGAAAGAACCAACACUGGGCAAAGUGCCUGAUGAAAAUACGACUUUGCUCCAUCAGCUUUAAUGUUAUGACCUAAAUUAUACCUAAAAAAAAAAAGGAGACAGCUGCAUUAUUUUAGCCAGUCUGUGGCUAAAUAAACAUCUCUUAACAUGCUUGGUAGAAGACUGCAGCUUACUCUUCCAAAUACAAUUCUGUUUAAACAGAAAAUUUUGACUUCUAUUUACGGUUUUUGCCAGUUUGAUAGGAUUCUUGGAAAAGACGUUCAGCAAAAUGUCAUUGAAACUGAGGAAAAAAUAAAGCAUGAGCAGAAAAGUUACUGUAAAAACACCAUGUGCCAUCUGUAUUAAUUAUUUUUUAUUGUCAAGGAAUGAAGGAAACACAUAAAAGGUGAAAGACUGCAGAAUGAAAAACAUAAUCUAGAGCCCUUGCAUGGUAAAUAAUCAUAUUCCUAAUUUUUUUAGGCAAUUUCAGCCCUUCCUUGUUCUGCAGAUACCACUAAAUAACAGCAAAGGUUCCAAUAAAACAGAAAAGUGCACUUUUAAUUCUCUGUGACUGAAAUUAUGGAACACCUCCAAGUCAGUAUCAUUUCAAUUAAGUAACAGAAGUAAACAACUCAUCCAAUCAUUCCAUCAUGUGGAAUUAUAUUUUACUAAUUUCACCCUCUUUGCACCCUUACAGCAUCCUGUAUGCCAUAUAUUUCUGUAUAACAAAUGUAACUGCAGUUUGUAAAGAAGGGAUAUUUUUUUCUUGAGAGGUGGGAAGGAAUUAAUGAUGUCUUUGUGCAGGUAACAAAGUGAAAUCAUUUUGGAAUAUAGAGUAAUGACAGCAGAAAAUUUGUUUGCAGUUAAAUUUGAUGUGUUCACUGGCAGAUGUAGAUUUUAUGACCAUCAUGAUGAUCAAGAGCACACAAGAUUUUUUUGGGUUAAGAAUGGAGUUUUUUGGGUGGAUCCUCUCUUGAGUCCCACAAAGGCAAUUUGUAGGUGGUUGGAAUGCAC
Messenger RNA from Lonchura striata (white-rumped munia), 4384 nucleotides. RefSeq names its product carboxypeptidase X, M14 family member 2 (gene CPXM2). Gene Ontology annotation, biological process: proteolysis. The record is from RefSeq and is a predicted model, not a curated record. Lineage: Eukaryota; Metazoa; Chordata; Aves; Passeriformes; Estrildidae. Gene Ontology annotation, molecular function: metallocarboxypeptidase activity; zinc ion binding.